CAAAGCUGGCAUCGCUUCCAAUAUAUUGCUCAAUCGACGCGCUUAUAAAAUAUAUUUUUUUCAGCAUGGUGAUUCAUGGAUUAUUCAACAGGGAUCGUCGUGAAAUUUGAGAAAGUUGUGUUUGGCAGCUUUACUUUCCAAUACUAAUGGGUUUUCUUGGGGCGUAGCCACGAGACGGUACAGAUUAUGCACUGUGUCAAGUUUCUGACACACUUUUUAAAGGUGGGGUAAUUUACCUGAGAAUCAGACACACUUUCAUCUUCCAACAGGCAGACAGCAGAGUUCUCUCUCUGUCCAGGACAGAGAGCAAGUUGCAAUGGGGGACACAGAGAAAGGGAAGAAGGCUUUUGUCCAGAAGUGUUCCCAGUGCCACACGGUGGAAGAGGGGGGACGACACAAGGUGGGACCAAACCUCUGGGGCCUGUUUGGCCGGAAGACAGGACAGUCACCUGGAUACUCCUACACACAGGCCAACACCAACAAGGGUAUAGUCUGGGAGGAGAAGACACUAAUGGUCUAUCUAGAGAACCCUAAGAAGUACAUCCCAGGUACCAAGAUGAUCUUUGCUGGUAUCAAGAAGAAGAAAGAGAGAGAGGACCUGAUAGCCUAUUUAAAGGAUGCCACUUCGUAGACAGACACACAUCAUACUGUACACACACACACACACACACACACACACACACACACACACACACAUUUCCUUCCUAUACAUGCACACCUCUCUAACACACACCUGUCAUUCUCUACUAACUUACUCCCACUCCUGGUACACAUGUUCUUCUGACACACCCAAGGACACACCUCAAUACACACACAAACAUACAGCACACACUACUGUACACUACCACACACACUACAACACACGCUACCAUACACACUACCACACACACACACACUACUAUACACACUACCACACACACUACCAUACACACUACCACACGCACACACACUACUAUACACACUACCACACACACUACCAAACACACGCUACCAUACACUACCAUACACACUACCACACACACUACCACACACACUACCACACACACUACCACACACACACGCUACCAUGCACACUACCACACACUACCAUACACACCACCACACAAUACCACACAAUACACAGGAGGUUGGUGGCACCUUUACUGUGGAGGACAGGCUUGUUGUAAUGGCUGGAGUGGAAUAGUUGGAACGGUGUCAAACACAUCAAACACAUGGAAACCAUGUGCCAUUCCAAUGUGCGUUCAAGACAUUAUUAUGAGCCUUCCUCACCUCAGCAGCCUCCUGUGAUACACUACCUUACACUAACAUGAACAAACAUACAGCAUUCAUCUUGGAGGAGGCUGAACAUACUGAGAGGAUUCUCCACUCGUAUUCAUUUGUCUUCCCGUUAAUGUUUUAUACUUGUUCUAGUGCUAAGGCAUGUGCAUACUCACUUUGUUCUUGUCUCUUUUAGAAAAUGUUGUUGUCUAAGAAAGUGGUUGUGUUUCUAAUUACGGUUGAGGAAUUUUCCAGAAAACUCUGAACAGAUGUAUUAUAAAAAUAGAGCCGUUUAAAUGUAAAAGUCUGAAUCUUUCUCAGUCACGUAGGGAUGAGAUAGAUGUGUAAUAUGAGCUUGUGCAUCAUACAUACAUUGGUGUGUGAAAUCUCAGCAAAACUUUUGAUCUCAAGUUAGAAUUCAAUCAAAAAUAUGCAUUUGAAAGGGAUACAGUGCCUUGCAAAAGUAUUCAUCCCCCUUGGCAUUUUUCCUGUUUUGUUGCAUUAAAACCUGUCAUUUAAAUUGAUUUGGAUUUCAUGUAAUGGACAUACACAAAAUAGUCCAAAUUGGUAAAGUGAAAUUAACAUUUUCUUUCUAAAAAAUACAACAAAAAACGGAAAAGUGAUGCGUGCUUAUGUAUUCCCCCCUUUGCUAUGAAGCCCCUAAAUAAGAUCUUACAUCCCACAGAGCACCAUUAAAUCCAUUCUUAAAACAUUUAAAGAAUAUGGCAUCACAACAAACCUGCCAAGAGAGGGCCACUCACCAACACUCACGGACCAGGCAAAGAGGGCAUUAAUCAGAGAGGCAACAAAGAGACCAAAGAUAACCCUGAAGGAGCUGCAAAGCUCCACAGCGGAGAUUGGAGUAUCUGUCCAUAGGACCACUUUAAACCGUACACUCCACAGAGCUGGGCUUUACGGAAGAGUGGCCAUGAAAAAGCCAUUGCUUGAAGAAAAAAAUAAUCAAACAUGUUUGUUGUUCGUCAAAAGGCAUGUGUGAGACUCCCCAAACAUAUGGAAGAUGGUUGUUACGGAUACAAGUGUCCUGUGUGUGUAUCCUGUGUGUGUGUGUUUCUUUUCUCUCCUUCUCACUUCACAGGUGAAAAUCAUCACUCCCCAAUCAGUCACCAAUCAUCAAUCAGAAGACACACCUCCUGUUUCAUACCCAAUCCCUGUUCCUUUCCCUUUGUUUAAAAACCCUGUCAGUUGUUUGCUGUGGAGCUCAAUCGCUCUGUAAAUGCCAUGUCUGUAGGUCUCUCUGUU
Molecule: messenger RNA, 2517 nt
Organism: Oncorhynchus masou masou (cherry salmon)
Lineage: Eukaryota; Metazoa; Chordata; Actinopteri; Salmoniformes; Salmonidae
Product: cytochrome c iso-1/iso-2-like
Exons: 3
Coding region: 317-631 (104 amino acids)
Biological process (GO): mitochondrial electron transport, cytochrome c to oxygen; mitochondrial electron transport, ubiquinol to cytochrome c
Cellular component (GO): mitochondrial intermembrane space
Molecular function (GO): heme binding; electron transfer activity
Source: RefSeq, a predicted model, not a curated record